GCGCUCAGUUCCAGCUCCUCAACUUCGGGGGAAGGGGAGGGAGGGGGAGCAGGGACUGAGAAGGGGCGGAGCGGACUGUGGGCAGAGUAAUUGCGGGACGCGAGCGCGACUAGACGCCCAUUUUCUUCCUCUCCGGAGAGGCCGACUUAGGAGAGAGACCAGAAAUGAGUGGAAUGCUAUCUAAGUCAAAAAUCUGUUUCAACCUUUAUAAAUACUACUUAAAUGAAGAAAGAUAAAAACCGCACAAAAUUCCAACUGAUAAUUACCCCAUUCAGACACUGGUGAAUAUGUCCCUCAGUCCACGCCGACCUUCCUCCUCAGAGUUGGUGGAACUUCAUGUUUUUUAUGUCCCUGAAGGAUCGUGGAACUAUAAGCUAAAUACCAUUUCAAAAGAAGUUGUUAACAAAUUCAUUUCAGCUGGAUUUAUAAGAGUAUCUCCUCACCUUACUUUACAAGCCCUGAGAGAGCGACUUGGUGAGUUCCUUGGUGAAGAUGCUGUUGCAGAAAAAUUCUUAUUUCUGAAAUGCAUUGGGAAUAAUCUAGCUGUGGUGAAGGUAAAGCAAGAAUCAGAACUGAAACUCAAAUCAUUUGCUCCUCCAUAUGCUCUUCAACCAGAAUUAUAUUUGCUUCCUAUAAUGGAUCAUUUAGGAAAUAUUUAUUCAGCAUCAACUGUUUCUUUAGAUGGGCGGCAGACUAAUAAUGGUGUUGCUGAGGCUGAUGGAAUAAUCCACAGACCACUUAGCGUAACUUUGUUGAAGGAAGAACCUGGAACAGAUCCCAGUUUUUUAGUAAACACUUUGAAAGAGCUUCUUAACAAGAACCAGGAAGAAGCAACAUCAGCUGCAGGAAAAGCCACUCCAAAAGAAAACCAGACUGGAAAAAAUCAAAUUGGAAAUUCUGGAGUUCCAGGAUCAUUGGAAGAAUCAAAUAGUGAUUAUUUUAGCAACAAAAAAAGUCAGUUUCUUUGGAAAAAUGAAGAUGAUGGAGUUAAUAUCAUUAGAACAGAGGACAAUCAGAUAGGUAAAAAAGAAUGCAUCACCCUACCGAAUCUUAUUGAUUUUCCUUCACUUCCUUGUCAACCUGCUCUUUCUCCAGGAGUAACUGGUCUCUCAUUAUUACAGAUUGAAAGAGAGAAGAUUAUUGAACAAACGAAACAAGUAAAGGAAGAAAGAAGAUUUCUGGAAAGAAUUAGAGAAGAACUAAUAAAAAAAGUUGAAAAGCUAUUUGAACAAAGCAAAUUGAAGCGAUAUCAUGCCUGUGAUGGUUGGAAGAGAAAAUACUUUGAAACAAAGAAAAUCACAGCAUCAUUAGAGGAGGUUUUAACAAAACUUCGAGAAGAUUUGGAACUUUACUAUAAGAAACUGCUCAUGCAACUUGAAGCCAGGGAGAUCAAGAUGAGACCAAAGAAUUUGGCAAACAUCACAGACUCUAAGAAUUACCUUAUAAUCCAGAUCACUGAAGUACAGCAUGCAAUUGACCAACUUAAGAGAAAAUUGGAUACUGACAAAAUGAAACUCAUAAUAGAAGUUAAGAUGAGAAAACAAGCAGUUUCAGAUUUACGCACACUGAAAGCUGAACUGGCACGGAAAAAAUUAACACAUCUUUACAAUCUCAAUUAG
Molecule: messenger RNA, 1619 nt
Organism: Ailuropoda melanoleuca (giant panda)
Lineage: Eukaryota; Metazoa; Chordata; Mammalia; Carnivora; Ursidae
Gene: SPATA1
Product: spermatogenesis associated 1
Source: RefSeq, a predicted model, not a curated record